Messenger RNA from Manihot esculenta (cassava), 1909 nucleotides. RefSeq lists its product as uncharacterized. The transcript has 2 exons. The record is from RefSeq and is a predicted model, not a curated record. NCBI's taxonomy places the organism in Eukaryota, Viridiplantae, Streptophyta, Magnoliopsida, Malpighiales, Euphorbiaceae. Bases 1 to 438 code for a protein of 145 amino acids.
AUGGACUUGUUUCCCAAAUCCAUGAUAGCAGGUCCUGCCAACGUUAUUUAUCUGUCCACUAUUCUGGGUCGGGAUGGGUCAACUCCUGUUCACAAAUGCGAUUGGAAAUGUGAAAAUGAACAUGUGUGUGGAAACAUGUAUUGCUGCAAACUAACCGGUCUUACUCACAUCUGCGACAAGAACUGUAACCAGAGAAUUUUAUAUGAUAACCAUAGUUCCCUUUGCCGAGCAAGCGGUCAGAUUUUCCCCCUUUCGCCAGCUGAGGAGCAGGCAGUAAGAGGAGUCCGCAGGAAGAUUGACGCUGACAGUUCCCCACCUGAUACCUGUGCUUUCAAACGCAGGCGUGAUGCACAGUUUCAUCCUUCCCCUUUGGAGAGGUCUUUGUCUGCUGUCAGUCCAAUCUGCAGUCAAGUUGGGGAUGGCAUGGAUAUGAACUAGAUAUAUCUAUCCUAUAAUUGAAAUGACUCUCCUCAUCUUACUCGUGUUCUUUUGAAAUUCCCCUGCCCCCUUAUCUUUUUUUUCCCCUCAUGGAUCAAGUAUGGAUAAAUGAACUCAAUAUGGGCACUCUAAUGGUUGGCUUAAUGUGUCCCGUCUGUAGGAACUUAAUACUUCCAUGUUUAAUGCUAUGUAGCUCUUACCUUAGCAUAGUUUGACUUUCAGUAGGGAUAUUAAACGCUUUCUAAGUGCUUAUAAAACUGGAAUUGAAUUUAGUGUGUUCUAGUAUUACUCUUCAUUUUUUUUUUUUUAACUUUAACGACGCCAAGAUUCUUUCUGGUUUUCUUUAGGAUUGAACAUGGUGCAGUGUGGUAAUAAUUUUUAUUAUUGCACUUCUUUCAUUACCUAACUUCUUUACAGCCACAUUGUGGUUUGCUUUUGCAGUUUUUUGCUCUUUGCUAUGCUUUUAGAAUUGUUGAACUUUAUCAUUCUGCUUUAAUGUAUUUAUUGUUAUACGUUAGUUCUCUAUGAAAUUUCUGGAGCCCUUGAUUUUGAGUAGCUAGUGUUUUUGGCAGUUGUUAACACUGUAGACCGUGCUGCAGGUUUAAAAAAAUUGAAGUUCUACAAACCGGGGACCUUUCAUUGUUUUAUCUCCUAUGCUGUAGAAAUUUAACUUUGUUCUAUCCUUUGUUUUGUUUAGUUUAUUGCAGGUUGAAGGGGAAUUUUUGUCAUCCAUUUCGUUUUCAUUUCAUGAUGUCAUUUACUUUAUUUUGCUUUUUCCAAUUUCAUUUUUCUGAAAUAAGUGUUAUUUUGCAGGGAUUGAAGUGUGUGAAAUUCAAGAGGAUUUAAAUAUAUUUUAUGUGAUGAUGAAUUGAUAAUUAUGUAUUUAUGACGUUUCUGAAAAUGAAGAUUCUUCUCUGAUAAACAAAUUCUGCUCUUUCUUGCAGUGGAGAAUUGAUUACUAGAAUGAUGAAGUAUUUGAUUGUGUUGAUGAAUUGAGGAGAGGGUAUAUUUCCUGUUGUUUCACCUUUCUCUUGUUGAGGAAUUGUCCGCCUAUCCUCCAUGUUAGAUGUGUUUGAAGGGUCUAUAGUUCCUGGUUUUCUCACUGGCAGGAGAUAAAAAUAAAUUGAUGCAAUCUUUGGUUGGUGAAUUGCAAGGCAAUCCCAAGUAGCUUAUUGUUUUGUCUGGUGAAGGAUAACUGGAAUUUCUGACUGUAACCUCAGGCAUCUGCCAGUCCCAAGGGUGAUCUUCCUAAUGGAGUCUUGGGUAGAGGUGUUCAUAAAAUCUUACUGCAGGCCUUUGUUUGUGAGCUGCUGAAUCCUGCAUGCUUAAAGUUUAUUUUUGGGCUGUAAUUUUCCGUGCUGUUCUGAAGAUGGUGUCAGCAUUGGUCUGGGCUGAUGAUAUAUUGUUGUCAGUUCUAUUUUUCUGCCUGUAACAUUCAGAUAUGCGUAGGAUUAAUCAUUCCUUUUUUUUC